AUGUCACCUAGUUUUGAUUUUGCAAUAUCAAGUUUACUUUGUGCAGAAGAGAAUGAUAGCAUUUCUUAUGAUGAUGGUGAAAAUGAUUUUGGGGAUGUUGAUGAUAAUAUGGGGUUUGAUUGGCAAAGACAAAAUGAUAAUCUAAAUCAAGACUUUGUUAUUAAAACAGAGUAUUACUCUGUUUUUGACUUGCAAAAUGAUGAAAGUUUGACUUUAUUGACUGAAAAAGAAUCUGAAAUGUUUGUGGGUUUUGUUGAUUAUUUGAGUAAAUUGAAGAAUCAUAACUUGUUUUUGGUUGCUAGACAAGAAGCUGUUGAUUGGAUUUCCAAGGCAUACAGUCGUUUCAAUUUUGGACCAUUAUGUGCAUAUCUUUCUGUAAACUACUUAGACAGAUUUCUUGCUGUCUAUGAAUUACCUAAUGACAAACCUUGGAUGAUCCAGUUGCUAGCAGUAACAUGUUUAUCACUUGGUGCGAAAAUGGAAGAAAAUGAAAUGCCAACAAUUAUGGAUUUGCAGGAUAGUGAAUCAAGAUAUGUAUUUGAGGCAAAAACUAUCCAAAGAAUGGAAUUGAUGGUUUUAGGGACAUUAAAAUGGAGAAUGCAAUCAGUGACUCCUUUUUCUUUCAUUGAUUCAUUUAUUGGGAAACUUAAUGAUUAUGAUGAUGGUCAAAGUCAAACCAUUUCAAGAUCUUUGAUCUUUAAAGCUACCCAACUCAUUUUAAGUCUAAUCAAAGGAAUUGACUUCUUGGAAUAUCAACCAUCUGAAAUAGCAGCAGCAGUGGCAUUGUUUGUAGUUGGAAUUGAGGAUGACAAGACUAAAAUUUCAUCAAUUUGUGAACAUGCAAAAAAGGAAAAGGUUGUUAAAUGUAUGGAAGUUGUUAAAAAAGGUUGUGACAUGAGCUUUGAGAGUGGUACAAUGACCUCAUUGCCUGAUAGUCCAAUAGGUGUGUUGGAGGCUGCAAUGCUAAGCUAUAAAACUGAUGAUUCACCUACUUGUCUCAAAAAGAGAAGGCUAAACAACCAUGGCCUUUGAAAAAUACCCCAAAAAAUAUGGAUGCAAAUAAAUUUGCUUGGAUUUUAUUUUUCUAAUUUUUGCUAGGAUGGUAUGCUUUUGGUAUGGUUGGAAAAAUGUCAAAAUUCCCAUCAAAAAAGUACAAAAAACAAAUGUUAUAAUAAAAUAGUAUAUGGGUAGUAGUAAUUAGUGGUAUUAUGGAAGAAAAAGAGUUGUGAGCUCUUUAUUUAUGACAACUAUUUAAAGCAAGGAGAGUAGAUGUGGAAAAAUAUAUGGAUAAGGAAAUAUAUACAUUAAAUUUUGUUCUUUUAGU
This is a messenger RNA of Erigeron canadensis, 1324 nucleotides long. Its product is annotated as cyclin-D4-2-like. Gene Ontology annotation, biological process: regulation of cyclin-dependent protein serine/threonine kinase activity; mitotic cell cycle phase transition. Bases 1 to 1032 code for a protein of 343 amino acids. The transcript has 6 exons. Gene Ontology annotation, cellular component: nucleus; cytoplasm; cyclin-dependent protein kinase holoenzyme complex. The record is from RefSeq and is a predicted model, not a curated record. Gene Ontology annotation, molecular function: cyclin-dependent protein serine/threonine kinase regulator activity. Lineage: Eukaryota; Viridiplantae; Streptophyta; Magnoliopsida; Asterales; Asteraceae.